GAGGGAUCCAAUAUCGAUUUUACUCUCGAAGCCGGUUCUACGCGAAAUUACAGAUGUUACCGAUAGAUGGUGUAAAUAUUCGGAGUGACGUCAUGAGAAGUUGUCUUAUUGGAUUUGGUGGUAGGGACCGUCGAUUUUCACACAAAUUUGCCGUGUAAAUAGUAUCCACUGGUUAUUUUAUAAAAGUACAGGUGUACUGUGAACCCUAGUGUUUCGAAAUUUGAAACCAACAUGUAUUUUGUAGCGGAGGAAUUAAACGACACUUUAGUUAAUAACGAUUUUUUAGCUCACAAUUGCUCCCGCCUUUCACUUGACGGUUGUGUAAUCACUCUGACGGUGUCUAGCAAACAAAUUACCCAAUAAGUGUCGUAUAAGGGAGGAAGUUGUGGUGCUGAUAACAGCCGGCAGGAAACACAAAUAAUGGCAACAAGUUCUCAGGAAAAUGGUGGUGUGGAUCAAAGCAUUCCACAGUGGAAGCGGGAGCUUAUCUUGCGACGACGAACUCUUGCACGGACUUUGCCUGCAGGUAACACUUCAGUGAAGCUCACCUGCCCGAGUGUUGUGACCGCGGUGAGACAUCCCGAGCUGGCAGCAGCUGGAGAAAACGUCAGUGAUAAACCGCAACGUUGCAUUUCGUCUGCAAUAGCCUCGAACAAGGGAGUACUGGACCAAACCCAAGAGGACUUUCACCUCAGAGGGCGCAUUAACGACUCAUCCACUGCUAGUACAGUCUCAGCUUCAGUAGUUGGGAACAUGCGGCUAGUAGAGCAUCGAGUUGAAGGGGGAAGUGAUUUUGUGAUUAAUGGCGUCGGCUUGGACAUAGCAGUUGAACAGAAUUCCGUUAAAUAUCGUUCCAGAAUGGGGGAAGAAAAAUAUUUGAAGAAAUUUAGUGCUUCAAGUACUACUGUGGACAACUGUGUAGCUAACAUGACCAAAAACCGCUUUAUUAUGAGUGAAAACAAUAAUUGUCAACAUUCCAUUGAUGAGACUUGUGAAUCUGAUUCAAGUGAAGAAUUGCAGUAUGGACCAGGUAUUGUCAGCAGAUUGAAAUGUAAGUAUAUGAGUAUGACAUUGAGAGAGAAUCAAAAUAAGGGGGUUAGGCCUUUGCUAUCAAAUAUGAGGCGAGCCACAAGCUUGGAAAACAUGUUGGAUAAUGAUUCAGAUGCAGGAAAACCACAGAUAACCCAACACAAAUUUACCAAGAGGACGGAUGCCACAAUCAACACAAGUAAAGCAGAACAUAAAUUAGAACACCAACAAAGAUAUCGGCCUACAAGUCGCAGGAAUGAUUCUUUGAAACGUGCUAGAUCAGUUGAAACACUUCUGCGUUAUGUCCCCAAGUCUCAUGCUACUACAGGACAUAGUAUUACAAGUGAUUUGCCAGUUUGUGAUCAUGUAGUCAAGUCGGAAUUCAGGGAUUAUAAUAAGAAUAACACCAAAUUACUGAAGGCACUAGGAAAUGAAGAAAUAGUCAUUGUUGAAAAUAAAAUGAAGGUUGAGUGUACUAAGAAGACUGUUAGUGAAGAAAAGGUGCCAGUGUUCCAGCAGAAAAAGCGAACAGUUAGUAUUCCUGAAGAGACAGAGUUGCCUCCACCAGAUGUUGUCAAACAAACCUUGAAGAUAUUUGAAGGAACACCUUCAAAGAAGUCAUCACGAUUGACCAGAGUAUCAGGUGUGUCACUGAAGUCAUCUUCAUAUAAAUAUGGUGGCAUACCUUUGUCAAAAGUCAACAGUAGUGUGAAUGAAGUUAAAGGCUCCUCAAAUGCUAAACCACUGUUAUCACCAAAGCCAGUUUUAAGCCCAGAAAAGAAUAUUCCAAACUCCCAAUCUCCAAGGAAGGUACCACUCACACCAUUUCCUUCUGAUGUUCAGCACAGCACACCUACACCAGCCUUGAGUAGCAGGAUUCAUACACUAGGUAGCUUGUCUUCACCUUCAUUGCUGCCUUCAGUCAGUUCAACAGAAACUACCAGAUUAAAAUCCCCAUCACCUACAGAAAGUGGUAGGAAAAUAACUGGUAUACCUGCUUCACAGGUUGAUGAUCAUACACCGGUGACAAAUGGAAAAAUUACAGCACAAGAUUUGGCUGUUGAAGAAUAUAGUAGUACUAGUGAUGACAAUGAUGGUGAUGAUGAUGGUUCUGCUGACACUGUAGAUGGUAGUACAAAAACUGUCUCCAACUCUGCAUUGAACAACAUCAGAAAAGAUGGAAUGUCAAUGGAGUUUAUAUUUGGAAAUAGUUCUGCAAGCACCAAACCAAAGUCAUAUCUUCCAGGAGCAAAAAGUUAUUUGCCAACUGGAAAGACUUCAGUAACAUCAAAGGAUUUAACUAGGAACCAAAAGGUCACUUCACCUGUUCUUCAGAGACAGGAUUUUGAAACUACGUCAAAAUCGACAUCACUUCCACCAGUUGUAAAAUCCCCAGACUCACCACAAACGCAGAUCAAACAAGUUGGUGUCAUACGUCCAAUUGUUAACAACGCUCACCCAACUUCACCACCUCCUUCACUCACAGAUGUUGAAAUUGAAAAGAACUUUAUUAAUCGUACAAAAUCAAUCGAACAACCAACCAGUAAAGUUGUAGUUUCACUGAAACCGGCAAAUGAAGUUGUAGGCAAAGUGUCAAUGGAGCCCGCGAGGGCACAUACAGAUGAUAGUGUAAAAAUUGUGAGAGACUCUGCAACACUUACGGGUACUAGUGAUUCCAAAUCUUCAGGACUGUGGGAUAACAAACCUUGGAAUCAACCACAGAACACAAUGGUUUUCAACUUCAGUGGUCGAAAGGGUCCAGUACCAUCAUACAUUGAAAAUGAUGGUCUGAUUCUCAGCAGCAGAAGAAAUAAAUCAAUGCCUGCUGAUACAAGAAAAAUCAACUUAGAUGGAACCUCGGACGAGUCUUCGACUGAUAUCGACACAGAGGAUUGCUCUGUUGGGUUUGGAGGGCCACCAUCUCCUUGCAACGUGCUCUUCGAGGGCGAUAAUAUUCUUAUUAACGGCAAAUCUAACCUGCUCAAGCAACCCAAGCAACACAAGCUGCGAAUUAGAUUCAACGAUGCAGCCACGACAAUGUUCGAGUACCCGUCAGAGGCUUCUGUUCUGAACGAGGUGUCGCCGUCUGCAACAGCUGCUCUGCCUCUUCUCCCCACGUCGUCUCCAAGCGGACCCACUCCGGGCGUUCCCGCGCCUUUGGGUGGCAGUAGCUUGGCUAGCUACACCCCCAGCAAGGUUCACCUUGGUAGUGAAGACUUCCAGUUGGGGGUGACAAGAGCUCUGCCAUUGCAACCCCCACGCACCACAGACAUGUCUGAGUCUUCUGGAGCUAAACAGAACGCUGAGGAGGAGGAUUACUUAAAACCAGCUGAGGACAGUGAGACCGUGACCUGGAGUUCAGAAACAGCAUCUGACUUGUUGUUUUGAGCAGCAUCCUGAAGCAAGGAUCGGCACCAUUUAGUCUGAAUGGAGGAAGUUGACUACAAGUUCCUGAUACUGCAUUAACAAGUACAGGCCUGACACCUAAUCCUCGCCUCAUAUGACCCGAAUGAUACUGCCAGCAGCAACAGCUUUGGAAAUUGACUUUCAGUAGCUAUCUUCCAUUGCAAUUUUGGCAAAUCAACAGUGUCAAUUAUAUAUAAUAUCGGACUGUCCACAUUUACAAAGAAUUUGUGUGAAUUUUAUUAUGUAUUCUUCCACUUACAAGGUUAUUUUAGGAUCAGAGUUUACAAGGAAUAUCAGAUGAAAUUCAGUAUACAUUUUAUGAAGUGUGUGUGUGUGUGAUGUAUUUAUUGAUUUAGUAGUAAUGAUUCUCCUUCCAUUUUGAUAUCUAGCAUGAGUAUAUAUCUUCUAUUUUUAUGGUUAUUAAGUCAUUAAUUUGUAAGAACAAGUGUAACACCAGUAAUAUUUAGUUGUCAUGUUAUGCUAAAUUAAUCAGGUGUUAUAUUCAUGAAAAUAUUACAUUCUUUAAUAUAUGAUAUUUUAAACUUUUGUCCUUGAAAGGAGUCAUAUCAGAUUUAAAUUGUGGUUGUAUGUUUAAGAAGAUGAUUACCCUUUUACAGGAAUCCAUGUUUCAGUUAUAUUUAGAUCUGGCUUCAAGCAAGGAACAUCUGAAAGUACUUAGGCUUCAGUAAUUUUGUGUGGUUUUCAUUCCAUUUGUUUGUUUAUGUCUGUGUUUAAUGACCUAUAAUUCUUGUACAUUUCCAUUACUUUAGUAUUUAUCAAGUUUCCACAUACUUUAAGGUUGCAAUUGUAUUGUAGAAAUUAUUUUUUUUUAUUAUAAUUUGGCUCUUAACAUGUUUAAUAAUAUUGUGAGAAAGUUCUAUCAAAUAUUUGUUGUGGUGAUGGUGAUACAUUACAGCACUACCACACUUAAAAAUAUAAUGUGAUUAACAUUUAAUGAUGUUACACAUGGUAUCUGACCAGUAUAUUCUAAUUGCAGAUAAGAAUGGGAAAUUUAAUUUAGCCAUGUGCAUGUAUUAAAGUGGCUUGAAAAUUUCUGUCAGUAUAAAAACUGUAACAUGACUGUAAUGGAAUUUCUCAAACUGUUUGAAAUGUGUAAUAAUAGAAUUGUCAGUAGUUUGUCUUUGACUUUGAAUAACAAUUCUGCCUAGAUACAUUGAAGACUCAUUCUCGUGGUGUUUUUAUAUGUACUGUUCUUAUCUGGGACUGAAAUUACUUUUCAUGCACCUAAUAGCUUAUGGAACAUCUUUUGAAAAUUCUGAAGAUAGUUUGUUGGUUUCUUCUUUUAAAAUGUUCACUUUGUAUUACAAAGUACAUAGGCACAAUAUCAUAAUAUCAAUAUGAUUCUGUAAUGGGUAAUAAAAACUUAACAGUCCUUUACUAUAUCCUGGCUUAAGUGCCCAAAAGCACCUCAAUCUAGGAUUUGCACUCCUGGUCAAAGUGCCCAUAGAAAUCUGUGAAGUUUUCAAACAUUUCCUGCCAUUUGUUGGGUGACAACUUUUUGAUGCCAAUACAGUUGAAUAUGUUGGUUCUUUUGUUACAAAGGAAUGAAGAAUCAUCUUUUUGUGGAACUAUAUACUGUAGGGUGAAAGCAGGGGACUUAAUUUUUCAUAAUUGGGUUGGGAAAGGGUUAAAAGAAGGUUCAGUGAUGUUUGUCUGGGCUUUGGCGCCAUAUGGACUGGUUGGUAGAUUCUGACCAUUCCGCACUGCAUCAAAGCCCAGAAGAACAUUGUCAUUAUUGUCACUGCCAUGAAAAUCGCAAUUCUCACAUAAGGUGUGUCUUGUGGAGAAUUUCAUCAUCUAGUUGUUAUCAUUGAGGUUUAUUCUUGGGAUAUAAAAGCAGGAAAUUGUGUUCCCAUUUUCCAUAUUCAUAUCAAUGAAAUUACAUGGACAUUGUAAUGGUUCUGAACAAGUAAACAGUACAAUAUUGAACAGGAGACUAACAAACAUAAAAUAACUUGGUAACUCGAUAUACAGCAUUUCUGUUUGAUCGGUUGUUGUUAUACAGAUGAAUGUCCUCAAAUAUUGCUCUACCAUGGCUGCAGAUAUUUUGUAAUCCUUUAAUUACAGGGAACAAAUUCCUCUCUCUCUCUCUCUAAAAAAAUGUGUAUUUGCAACUAAAGGUUUAAAAAAUGUGCCUGUUAGUUUUACCAUGCUUAUCUCCCCAUAUGUACUGGGGUCCUUUCCCAGGGGUAAAGCGCAGCUGGGGUGUGAUGCUGACCAUUUACCUCCAUCUAGUGCCGAGGUUAAGAAUGGGUAGGAGCUAUACCUCCUCUCCCCCAUGCGCCUACAUGGCAUGUAACAGGACAGCUUUACUUUUUUUAUCUGCCCAUAUGUAUCAACAAGUAAAGAACCAAUGAAUGGAUUUUGAUUAAAUUUGAUAUUCAGGAAGUGUGCCAAAAUUUAUGAACACAUUACAAUUUUGAUUAAGAUUAGACAAUAAUAAUGGGUUUGUGAUGCUGUGUGAACUUGUAGGUAAGUACUAACUUUUCAAAUUCCUUCAUCUUCAGGGUAUCCACCCCUACAAGUGCACAUAGUGUUACAACCCAGAAGACCAACACUGACAUCUUCAGUGCCCUCAAAUCUCUUACGUGAUAGAACUCUGGGUGAAAUACGAUUAUGUCAGAAUUCUUUACGUUUUGUGGCUUUAAUUUACUGUAACAGUUACAUUGCUUUAUUAUUCUGUCAAACAAGAAGAGGAGACUCACUCGUACUCUAAUGGGUUAGUGUAACAGAUUGCUAAAGUUAAAUCAUAUUAAUAUAUGCAAAUAUUUUCACAGGAAAUGGUUACACAUUUUAUGGAUAUAUUUUUAAUUUAAAGAGUUAAAUGUAUCCUCAACAUUUUUGCCCAUAUUUUCUUCAAUUCCCAUGAAAAUUGUGACUGACAAAAUUGAUGGUUGUAGUGCCAUGUGGUCUGGUAGAAGUUUACCAACGUUUCAGAGAUCCUUGCUGCCUCCAUCAUCAUUGAUGAAUACCAGACCAUACCAGAAGACAAUCAUCAUUGCACUCACCACCACGAUAACCUCAAAUCCUACUUGUGACUGACAAGUUUCUAUCAUUGUCUGAACAGUAUUGUAAAAUAAAUUGCAACACUCUUGUCUGUUUUAGGAAGAAAAAUACAAAAUUUAAUGGUCACAGCCAGUCAUCAUAGCUUUUGCCAUUGUUCUAUGAAGUGUACAUAUGCCUUUGAAUUCAUUGUUUGUUGCAUUUUACCCUAAUCUGAAGUUUUACUGUGGUGAAAAUGUUGAUUGUGUGGUCUUCUGAAUUGUGACACCAUAUAUGUCUUCUACACUGAACUGAAUAUGGAGACAAUACAUUCCAAAUGUUGGUAACCACCUAUAAGACUGCAUGAUAUCACAUUCCACUUCAUUCUAAUCUGUUUGAAUGUGCUACUUGACCAUGUUUCCAACCUCAUAGUUGUAGCAGGUAAGCUGGUAUUCAGUACACAAGAUAUUUCAAGCAAUUAAGAAAUGUGGUGUUCUCUUUAUAUAUAAAUUCUGGUGAUUAGUUUUGGAGUUGGUAUUUUGCAACUUUUAAGUCACAAACAAACACUGUUGUUAAGUUAUUCUGUUUAACAUCUUUAAUAUUGACAGCUCAACUGCCAUUUAUUUAAUACAUUCAGGAAUAAAGAUAAAUACAUUUGUCAUAUUGUAUAUGUAAAAACAUUCAUACUUUUGUUAUAAAUUACAAUUAUCAUAUCCAACAUAAAGAAUGAGUGGGUUUAAAACAACAAUCUAGUUUACAUAUCUACGAUAUAAAAUCUGGCUAAAUUUAAGCAGAUUAUGUAUAUAAGUAGUAUAUGACUUCUCUUGUAAGUAAUGAGGUUUAUUGUUGAUCAUCCCCUCCCUGCCAAUCUUCAAAGAUCAAAAAUGUGUCUGAUAGCUGCACGUGCCUCAGUGAGUAAUGUUUAUUAGUUUGGGCCCAGACUUAUUGCUCAUAAAUCUUUUCGUUUCUAUAUGUGUUUUCUAGACUAUAAAUUCCUUCAUUACAUCAGUAUUUUUGUGUGUAAUAUUAAUGUGUACGUAUGUUUAAUUGUAGAAUAUGACAUCUUAGUCUUGAAUUUAAUGUUGCUGUAUAAUAAAUUAAAUGGGAUAUCUGUAAUGUGCCAAUUGUAAGAAUUAAGUUAAAAAUAUG
This is a messenger RNA of Zootermopsis nevadensis, 7587 nucleotides long. RefSeq names its product protein phosphatase 1-binding protein bifocal (gene bif). NCBI's taxonomy places the organism in Eukaryota, Metazoa, Arthropoda, Insecta, Blattodea, Termopsidae. Gene Ontology annotation, biological process: chemotaxis; neuronal signal transduction. Gene Ontology annotation, molecular function: microtubule binding. The record is from RefSeq and is a predicted model, not a curated record. Gene Ontology annotation, cellular component: nuclear membrane; rough endoplasmic reticulum membrane.